This is a messenger RNA of Egretta garzetta (little egret), 438 nucleotides long. RefSeq names its product oligosaccharyltransferase complex non-catalytic subunit (gene OSTC). NCBI's taxonomy places the organism in Eukaryota, Metazoa, Chordata, Aves, Pelecaniformes, Ardeidae. The record is from RefSeq and is a predicted model, not a curated record. The transcript has 3 exons. Gene Ontology annotation, cellular component: oligosaccharyltransferase complex. The coding region runs from base 14 to 346 and encodes 110 amino acids.
ACGAUCAAAGGCGAUGCUUGCUUUCCUCCCCGCAGGCAUUAUCUAUGACGUGAUUGUGGAGCCUCCCAGCGUGGGGUCGAUGACAGACGAACACGGGCACCAGAGGCCGGUGGCCUUCUUGGCGUACAGAGUAAAUGGGCAAUAUAUUAUGGAAGGGCUUGCAUCCAGCUUCCUCUUCACAAUGGGCGGCCUAGGAUUCAUAAUUCUGGAUCGCUCCAAUGCACCAAAUAUCCCCAAGCUGAAUAGAUUUCUUUUGCUCUUUAUUGGAUUUGUCAGUGUGCUUUUGAGCUUCUUCAUGGCCAGAGUUUUCAUGAGGAUGAAAUUACCGGGCUACUUGAUGGGUUAGUACCUCUUGUGAUGUAUGAAAGUCUGAGCUGAAUUUACUCCUCUUCAUGAAGUGUUUAAGAAGCAGCAGCAAGAAACAAAUUUCCAUAGUCA